AUGGAUCUUUCGGCGAUCGACACAGCCGACGACAAUGACCUACCAGCGCCCAUCACAUUGACCAAGUCAUUCGAACGAAAGGUGCAUCAGAAUAUCGUGAGCGAGGAUGGCGAUACCAAGAUGCGCAACAAGGUCAUCAACGAGUUGAUCAACACAGAGAAGGACUAUGUCGAUGACCUGGAUCUCAUCAUCAACGUAAUAAUGAUGCCCCUGAGGGACAACAAGAUACUGUCGGACAAGGACAUCAACAUCAUCUUUUCCAACAUCCAAGUGCUACUCGGUGUCAACCAGGCCAUGCUGGAAAACCUAGUCAAGACCGCCAAGGUCAACGAUGGAAUCUCCAUGGGCCCCUGCUUCAACCUGCUGGCCGACUUCCUAAAGGUCUACUCGACAUACUGCUCCAAUCACCAGAACUCCACCCAGCAUCUGGCCGCGUGUAUCAAGAAGCACGCGCACUUUAAGCAGUAUCUCGAGGAGAAGCAGGCGCUGCCCGAGUGUCGCAUGAUCCACCUGGAGAGCAUGCUCAUCAAACCCAUCCAACGUCUGUGUAAAUACCCACUGCUACUACGCGAGUUGAUCAAGAACAGCGACAAAAGCCAUCCGGACAUACCUUCGCUCAAUGAUGCCUAUGCAAAGAUCGAGGCGGUCGUAGCCUCUAUCAAUGAGGACAAACGACGAGCUGAUGCACAGCAGAAGAUGUUCCAAAUACAUGAGCAACUAGAGUCCACGGAGAAGUUCGAACUCCUAUCACCAACCAGAUACUUUAUACGAGAGGAUACGAUCAAAGAGUUGACCGAUGAGAGGGACAAGAUCUCUGGCAAGUGCACCUACUACCUGUUCAACGACAUUAUCAUGCGAACAAAGAAAGAGAAGAAGUCCAUCAAACUAGAGACUCUCUUUGUUAUUGGCUGCAUUACGAUUGUGGACAAUGAGCAAAAGACUGGAGGCACAUUCUGCAACACAUGCGAGCUGGGACAGAUUGGUCGCGAUGGACGCAAACUCACACUGCUCUUUGACACUUACGAGCAAAAGAUGGAGUGGAUGAAUGAGAUUGAACAACUGUCCAAGCCGUUCAAAGAGGAGUCGGCAAGAGAGUACGAGAAGAUGCUGGACCAUGAUGUUGAUCCAACGAUCAAGAGGAACACCAUUGCCACUGGUAAUCCAUCCUCCCCAAGUGAUCCAAUGGCAAAGUCAUUGGCACGAUCGGCCACCUCCACUGCAGCUCUGACCACCAGCAAGAGCUUCACAAUCCCAUCCAAGCCACUGCCUCCUGCUCCAUCACACACAACAUCCAAAUCACUGUCCAACUUGUCAUCAAUGCUGAACGAUGCCGCCGCCAAGACAUCAUCGGCCCCAACUUCCACAUCCUCCAGCCCAAGAGCAUCACUUACAUUGACAAGUUCUUCACCUGGAAGGAUGCCACCUCCCACCACCACCAAUGACUUUACUACUCCUCCAGCCAGUCCAAGAAGGACAUCUGGUACAUUCAAGGUACCACUGCCUCCUGUGCGGACAAUGACGACACCUCCACACAUCAGUCCGAGGACAAUGACACCACAGCCAACGGCCUGCAUCCAGGAACCACCAUCAAUCCAGCUGACAAAUGUAUCACCUAAUCUUCCAUUCAUCACCAAAUCCAAGCCACCAACUGCUCAAAGAAAGUCGACACCAAUACCAAUAUCGAACAACAGUCCCUCACAAGUCAAUCAAAUGCCCCCACCUGUUGUACCUCGCAAGUUGUCACAACCAAUACCAAUGAUGAUGGACACUUCGAAUCGUCCAGUUUUACUACCAAGGCCUUCCUCUCGACCACCAUCAGUCGAACUUGCUCAAUCUCCCACUGUCAGCGACAUAUCAUUAUCAGCAUCAGUCAAGAAACAAGCACCACCAGUUGCACCAAGGAAAUCAAUUCAAUCAGCAACAGACUACAACAACAACAACAAUAAUCACAGCAACAUUGAUCAACCAUCAUUAUCAUCAUCAUCAUCUAGACCAUUGCCAAUUCCAGUAUCAACAAACCAAAUCAAACAAUCAACAACUUCACAAGUGGUCGUCCAACACCACACGUCUCCGUCCAUAUCAACAGCCAAACCAUUAUCCAAUGCUCCACCACCAACGAUGAAACCAGUUCCACCACCCAGACGCUAA
Molecule: messenger RNA, 2148 nt
Organism: Acytostelium subglobosum LB1
Lineage: Eukaryota; Evosea; Eumycetozoa; Acytosteliales; Acytosteliaceae
Exons: 2
Coding region: 1-2148 (715 amino acids)
Biological process (GO): intracellular signal transduction
Cellular component (GO): cytoplasm
Molecular function (GO): guanyl-nucleotide exchange factor activity
Source: RefSeq, a predicted model, not a curated record